AUGACAGACGAAAACACUCGUCUCCUCAGGACUCCAAAACGAGACGGGCCCCGUCCUCGUCCAACCCUCUACACCGUUCCGUCAAGCCAGUCGUUGAGGAGCCUCAAGACCCUCAAUGACCCCACCAUCAACAGCUAUCUUGACACCAUAGACGAUGAACCGUUGGGAUGGAACGCUAUAAACAGAGUCAAGAACUUGGCCUCUGGCAGGCCCAAGGACGGAUUCGAUACCUACGCAUACUGUGCCUACUACUUACCCAUUCUCAACUGGUUGCCCAACUACAACUACCGGGAGUCCUUGGCUGGGGACUUCUUGGCUGGACUUUCGCUUGCCUCCUUCCAGAUCCCGUUAGUGAUGUCGUUUGCAACCUCUUUGGCCCACUUGCCUCCUAUCACCGGUUUAUACUCUAUAAUCAUCGGAUCCACGGUGUAUUCCAUAUUUGGCUGUGUUCCUGUUCUUGUGGUGGGUGCCUCUCCAUCGACUGCCAUUAUGUAUGGACAGACCAUCGAGUACAUCAGGCACGAGAAGUCGUUUCUGCACUUCACUGAAUUGGAGAUUUCCUCAGCAAUCUCAGCUACUUUAAGUGGGAUUCUCCUAGCUAGUGGCUUAUUGAGGUUUGGCUUCUUGGACAACGUAUUGAGUCGUGCUUUGCUUAAGGGCUUCAUUGGGGCCAUGGGCUUCAUCAUGAUCAUCAACGAGCUUAGCACAGAAAUGGGUUUGGAAAAGUUGGCCCUUGAGCAGCCCCACCUCACAGUUGUUGACAAGAUACUCUUUGCUUUCCGAAACUUCCCCAAGUCGCAUAGGCUCACGUUGACGAUUUCUUUGGUUACUCUCAUUAUUGUGGUUAGUAUCAAGACAUACAAGGAAAUACUCAUCCACAAGUACAAAAUCAAGAAGGCGGUGUUCAUUCCAGAAAUUCUUCUGAUGGUGAUAGUGGCCACAUUCUUGAGUUGGUAUUUCGAGUGGAACAGCAAGGGGGUAGAAAUUGUCGGAGAUAUUACCUCCUCAAACCACUCCUUCAAGAUUGUCAAUCCAUUUCAAUGGAAAAAAUUAGCAUUGUAUGAACGAACAUUCACUAUUGCAUUUGUUAGCACUCUUUUGGGGUUUUUCGACUCCACUACAGCAACAAAAUCUUUGGGCACUCAGUACAAUUUCAACGUAUCUUCCAACAGAGAGUUAAUUGCCUUAGGAUCCACUAAUUUUGUGGUAAGUUUGGUGAGUGGUUUGCCUGCCUUUGGAGCUUUCGGAAGAUCAAAGCUCAACAUCUUGUCUGGUGCAACCACACCAAUGGCAGGAAUUUUUGUUGCGAUUUGCACUUUUUUUUCAAUCAUCUACUUACUACCAUUGUUGCAUUUCUUGCCUGAAUGUGUUUUGGCAUUAACUACUACUGUUAUUGGAAUAACAGUGAUACAAGAGGUACCUUCGGACUUGAAGUUUUUCUAUAAUAUUGGUGGAUACGACGAAAUUAUCACAUUUUUAAUUAUUUUUUUUGCCACCAUCCUUUGGGGCACCCCAGCAGGGAUCUCAAUGGGCGUUUUGGUUGCUGUCAUUCGCGUUAUCAAGCACAGUUCAAGGUCCAGGAUUCAUAUUUUGGGAAGAGUUCCCAAUACUUCUAUUUUCAGAAAUGCGGAUGAGUUGAUUGAAGAGAGCUUUGCUACGUUUGAACAAGAAAAUGAGGCCCAGAGUUUUGAAACUCUAUCUCCUUCAAAUAAUGUUGACAAGCUUUCCAGUUUGAUUUCUGAGAUUGAAGAAAUUGAAGGUGUACUUAUUAUUAAAAUCCCAGAACCCUUGAACUUUGCAAAUGUGGGCGACUUGAAAAGCAAGCUUAAUCGUAUCGAAAAGUAUGGCUCAUUGUUGAUCCAUCCAUCGCAACCCAACUCUAGGGCAUUCAACAAUGACACCGUGAAAUCUAUCAUCUUUGAUUGUAAAGGAAUGACCAAGAUAGAUUCAUCAGCUACGCAGGUCUUGUACGAGAUUGUUAAGAAGUAUACUGAGUCGGACUGCAUCAGGGUUUGCUUUUCUAGAUUGCCUGUGGAUGGAACUAUCAGGGAUAAGUUCAAUAUGGCUGGCAUUACCUCGCUCGUAAACAAUAACUUCAAGGCGAGCAAUUCAUCCAGCUCUACGCCGGACCCUACUUCCUCUGUUGGAAUGGGUGACGGCUUCUUUUUAAGCAUAGAGAAGGCACUAGGUUCAGUAGACCAGGUCAACGUUUAG
Suhomyces tanzawaensis NRRL Y-17324 is the source of this 2214-nucleotide messenger RNA. Its product is annotated as SLC26/SulP family anion transporter. Gene Ontology annotation, biological process: transmembrane transport. The coding region runs from base 1 to 2214 and encodes 737 amino acids. Lineage: Eukaryota; Fungi; Ascomycota; Pichiomycetes; Serinales; Debaryomycetaceae. The transcript has a single exon. The record is from RefSeq and is a predicted model, not a curated record. Gene Ontology annotation, cellular component: membrane. Gene Ontology annotation, molecular function: sulfate transmembrane transporter activity.